CUGGUCGGAUGACCAGACUGCGCCCAUCUUCACAAGCCCUGUGGGCCAGACCACCUCUCUCGUUGCUUCCAACAUCUGCCUCAGGCGAUAGUCUUUGCUGAUGAGGAUCGGCCGGGGUCACCGCAACUUCAGGCAGGUCCAACUAGUUAAACAGCUUGAGAAAAUCCUCAACCGUUCUCAAGUCAACGAACACUAUGGAAAUCCCAAUAUUUCCACCAUCAGCGAAAUCCUCUCCGCGCAGAAGGAGUUAUUGACUCGUGGACGAACCGCUCAAUCCCUCCAUAGAAGCACAAGAGACUGGCAAAAUUUCGACAAACUACUUUCUGCUAAUGAGGGCUACACGGUAGCUGUCAAGGACAAUAUCAAUACCAACCGUCUACCCACUACCGCUGCGUCCAACAUUUUGCGUACCUUCCAGCCUCACCAAAAUGCCACUGUCACAAGGCGGCUCGAAAGGGCAGGUUUGGUCCUCCUUUCCAAAACAAACAUGGACGAGUUUGGCAUGGGCUCUCACUCCCUCAAUUCUGCCUUUGGACGCAUGUCAAAUGGAAUUGAUCGCGAUGCGCUAUCUGUCGGUGGAAGUUCAGGUGGAAGCGCUGUGGUCGUCUCCGAGUACAUGGCCCAUUACGGCAUUGGGACAGACACGGGUGGUUCUGUCAGACUCCCCGCUGCCUAUAUGGCUUUGGUCGGAUUCAAACCCUCUUAUGGAAGGAUAUCUCGUUAUGGCGUGAUCCCAUAUGCCAAUUCUCUCGACACAGUUGGUAUCAUCGCCCGCAGUGCAAAGGACGUCCAUCUCAUGUACGACAUUCUUGACUCUCCUGAUCCUCUUGAUCCUACAUGUUUGAACGACGAUACGCGUCGAAGAAUUAUGGAGGUUAAGAAUCAGCGUCGGUCGAAAGUUCAAGGAAGUUUGAUCACAUACGUAUCUCCGAAGACUCUGAGACCGUUGCGAAACCUCGGUAGAUGGAAAGGGAAUCCGGUACUAAAGUCCAAAGGAAGGCGAAUAGGCAUUCCAUUAGAGUACAACAUUGCCGAAAUGCAUCCAAUGGUUCGUUGGGCAUGGACUGCGACCCUGAGCUUUUUGCAGUCGCGUGGGCACGAAAUCGUCCCCAUCUCUCUCCCCUCCACAAGACAUGCCCUCUCGGCGUAUUAUAUCCUCGCCACCGCCGAAGCAUCCUCCAACCUGGCCAAAUACGAUGGUGUCAGAUACGGCCAGAAACGUACGUCACCUUCGGCCGAAGAUGACAACACCCUUUAUGCCGCGCAUCGCUACGACUACUUUGGGCCUGAGGUGAGAAGGCGCAUCCUUCUCGGAACCUACAGUUUGAGCGCCGGAGCAAUGGACAACUAUUUCAUCAAAGCUCAAAAGAUUCGUCGUAUGGUCCAGAACGACUUUGACUCGGUCUUUCGAAUGCCCAAUCCGCUCCGAAACAAUUCUGUUGGCGUCGAAAAUGGUGUAGACCUCAUUGUAUGUCCCACCGCACCGACUCCACCACCCCACGUCAAAUACCUCGAUUCAAGCAACCCGACAGAGUCAUACAUGAAUGAUGUUUUCACCGUUCCAGCAAGUCUAGCAGGCCUACCCUCCAUCUCCACUCCAGGACCAAUUCACCCAGACUACCCCUGGAAACCCGAACUCGCUACUAGCAUACAAGUGAUUGCACAGUACGGAGACGACAACGAGGUCAUUUAUGUGGCCAAGGGCCUCCUCAGUCAAUUUCAUCAAGCUCGCCCUGUGACCAACAGUAACAAAGUCAAGCCGAUGUGAUGUUUCAACGACUUUCCCAACACUGUCAUGACAUACGGAUCAGGUCUGGCGACCCGAUACUUGAAUGACCCAUGAUCCAAUACUAUCGUUGGAGGACGCGUGGAUUCGAACUGUGGACCUUGUGAUACGAUCGAGCUUAUGAUAUCUCACAAGAUGAAAGCGACUUUCCAUCAAGAAUUUUUCCACAGUAUAUGUCUGUUACCAGGGCCAUUGUCAUAUGUUUCGGCUGGUGCCUGUGACCCGGCCUCUCGUUCUCGACGCGCGGCUAUGGCAUACCUAGAGCAGAGCAACGAGCGACUUUGACAGCAAUGUGGUUGUUGCAACUGACAAGCCUAAGACUUUGGCGGUCAGAUUGUGAAAUCCGCAUCUCAUGGCAAAUUUAUCAUGAUGAUUAUUACCCCAAGAUAUCCCAAGCCACUUUUCGGCACCGAUCAAGGAGUAUAGGUCGCUAGAUGGACACCACUUGUACAACAGAUACCACAGUCAUGCAUGAUUAGAAACUAAUGCUCACGAACGUGUGGUUUCGAACCUAAUGCCACAAUGAAAGAUAUUCAACAUAGAGAA
Molecule: messenger RNA, 2332 nt
Organism: Exophiala mesophila
Lineage: Eukaryota; Fungi; Ascomycota; Eurotiomycetes; Chaetothyriales; Herpotrichiellaceae
Exons: 3
Coding region: 101-1768 (555 amino acids)
Biological process (GO): mitochondrial translation; glutaminyl-tRNAGln biosynthesis via transamidation
Cellular component (GO): glutamyl-tRNA(Gln) amidotransferase complex; mitochondrion
Molecular function (GO): glutaminyl-tRNA synthase (glutamine-hydrolyzing) activity
Source: RefSeq, a predicted model, not a curated record